UCCACCACUCAAGGUCAUUAUCAAAUUAUCAUCAUGAUAAGAAUGUAAGGCAGAGAUUUGCUAUUUUUUGGCCAUUUUUGUCAACAUGGCAGGCAAUAAACCCACCGAAUGGGUUUUGAAGGUUCUGUCAAGAUUUGAAGAACAGCUGCCGAUUAGUGCAAGUGGACAGCCAAGUAUUGUAGCUAUUGAUAGGGAACAGACUAAAGAAUGCCUGAUUGCAGUGAGCAAGAACCGCUUUACGGAGGUGAUCACGAGGCUGACGAUGAUCUUAAACAAAUUACAUACCAACGUGCCACCACUGAGGUCAGGUGACGAGAAGAAUGUUUACAAAUCUCAGCUGAUAAUCCUGGGAACAAUAGAAAAAUGUCUGUCAGGGCAACCAAAAGAUUGGUCCCGGAUUGAUGAGACCAAGCUAGUGAAGAAGCUGCUGCAAGAGGUAUCUCAUUUCCUCAAUGGGUCCAGUGACAAUGCCAUGGCUUGUGAACUAAAACAGCGGGCAUCAAGAAUACUGUUUUCCCUAAGUCAGACGAACUUCAACGCCAUGUUUAAGCGCAUCUCAAGCAGGUUAGAUGACCUAUCUUCAUCUAAUGAUGACACAGUUGAUCUGGUGGACAUUGACUUAAUUCAACACAUGAAUAUGAAUCUAAAGCAACUAACGCAACUACUGACAGAGUUUUCAACAAAAUUAAAGCAUGUGAAAAAGUCAGCAAUUGCCCAGCUUGUGGUCAGCAUUGAAAAGGCAAUAUGGAAUUGGAUGGACAACUACUCCGAGGUAUUUUUGCAUCUGCAGACGCAUAGUAACACUGAACUUGAAGAAAUCUGUGACCGUGUGUUUGAUAUCGCCGAGACAGAUAUGCAGUCAAAUAAACGCAAAGGCUCUGUAUGGUUGUUGGAAGUGAUGUUACUUAUUCUGUGCCCUGUGUUACUUGGCGAGUUGCUUAGCUGCGAGUCAACAAGCCAGCUUGCUGUUAGCCAUCAGAAGAAAAAGCAUUUUUUAGAGAACAUUCGGAGAUUAUUAAGCACACCAGGCAGUAACAAGCAACUGAUGGAAUACAGUGUAGUGGCUGCCGUCAAGCUCUGCAAGGCUGCCAGCUAUGUUAACCGUUCUGAUACGUCCAUAUACUUUCACAUCGUGGAACCGCAUAUUGCUGACUUAAAGGCUUUACUUUUUAAUGUUAACAAGCCCUUUACCAGAGGUCUCUUGUCAUCCGACGUUGACUUAAUGGUCGAGUGUGCAGUAGCUUGUUUUCGUAUUCAACCAGACUAUGCUGACCAUUUCCAAGCGUGCUUGAUUCCGUGCGCUCCGGCCCUCUUUCAUCUCGUUCUGGUCCGUUCACUGCAUACGAUUAUCACCCAGUCUUCAAUGGUUUGGUGGCCUACAAUUUCUUGCCUGCAAUCAAAAGCAGAGGAAAUUCGAAACUUGUUCAAAGAAUGUGUUUUCAAAUUGAACCCAACUCAACCAAUAAGGUCAUUUCGGGAGAAGAUUGGAAUAACAUUGAAUCCAACGAGGCUUAAAUCUCCAGACGAGUUGCCUAGCAACAAACAACUUCUUCUGUGGCUUGUUCGUCUCAUUCAUGCUGAUCCCAAAUUUAUGCUGCAGAAUACUGGUCGCCAGGGACAUGAGAUGCAGAAAAGCACUCUGGAGCUGAUCAUGAAUCUGGUUACCCUGAUGUGUCAGUACCACAUCAUGCCAGAGGUGUCACAGGAAGCCAUGGGAGCUCUUUUGAAGCUUCACCAGCCAGAGAACAUUGAACUGUGGAAUAGAGAGGCUUAUGUUGAGACAUUCUGGUCUAUAAGUUAUCAAGUAUUGUUUUCAGUCUCACAAAAGCUGAUCAACCAACAAAUCAUGAAUGUUAUUGACAUCUUGAAGUGGUUUAGUGAAGUGCUUGCACUUAGGAACAAGUUCUUAAACAAAUUCAAAGACCAUGCCACUGUUAGUCAGUACAUACCCAACAUGAGCAAAGCACAAAAUGUUCUUGAGGUUGUGUUCCUGAUGCACCUGUGUAGUUCUGAUUUGGAGACUGUGUUAGUAUCAAUGUCUUGCUUUGGACACCUGUGCGAGGAAGCUGACAUCUGCUGGGGUGCUGAUGAUUACUACAUCCUCCAGGUGGUUCCCAAUUACAAUGUAUAUGCAGAGUUUGCUUCAGAGAGCCGCUACAACCGCACAG
This is a messenger RNA of Anneissia japonica, 2168 nucleotides long. RefSeq names its product neurofibromin-like. The record is from RefSeq and is a predicted model, not a curated record. NCBI's taxonomy places the organism in Eukaryota, Metazoa, Echinodermata, Crinoidea, Comatulida, Comatulidae.